CCCACAACCAUUAACAUCUUUAGCAACAGCACUCGUGCAACCACCCACCACCCCUCUUCCGGCUGUGCGCAGCCAUGGUCGACAAAGCCAAACUCCUUGCCGACCUCACUCCGGAAGAGACGGCGUGGUACAACACGAUCGCGCCUCUCCAGCGGCGCAAGCUCCUCCGCGUGUUCGAACUUCGCCGCGACCCACUCAACGAGGAGGUCGACCCCGCCGACGCCUGCACCGAAUGCAAGGCGUACAAGUACCCCUGCUUCAAGCGCAUCCAGCCUCAUAACGGCAGGAAGAAGAGCUGCGUAACGUGCGGCAACAAGGCGUGCUCGUUUAGUAACGGGCCGUCGGAGCGCGCACCUGCUGGACGCGCUGGUGCGGCCUACGGCAUCGAAUCUGACGAGUCGGACGAGCUCGUGGACGAACUGGACGAGGUCGAUGAGCUCGACGAGAUCGAGUCAGAGGACGACGGCGGCGAGUACAAGCCGGCAAUCAGCAGCCAGCAGCGCGCCCGCAAGCCGACAACGCCAGUGACAGUGCCUGCGCCAGUGACAGCUACACUGCCAGCGACCACACCAGUACCAAUAUCAGCGCCAGUUCCAAAACCUCCACCCAGGACCAAGACGCCGCCACCCAGGCGCGAGCCGGCAGAGAUCGACCCCGACCCAGAGGAGACGUUGCGCCUGCUCGAGUCGGCAGGCCGCGGGGGGUUCGGCAAAACGGGCAUGGCGUCCACGGCGGCCAACAUCCGCUGGGAAAAGCACCGCCGUGAGAAGGCCGAGCGCGCCGAGAAGAUGGCAAAGGGCGCCGGGACGACCAAGGGCGUGAACAAGGCCAAGGCGGCCAAGGCCCAGCAACAGCAGCAGCUCGCGGCGGCGCCGGCGGUGGUAGCGCAGAGUGCACCAGCACCGGCACCGAUACCGUCGCACACUCCGGCAGCACCAAGACUAGACCUCGCUACGGCUUCAAGACCAAUCCCCCAGGCUCCGGCGCACCCACCACGGGCCCCCGCACCGACAGCCCUCCAACAGACCUUGCCAUUCAGGCCGGUCCCGCAAGAUUCGGCAUUAAGAUCAAUCCCACACAACUCGGCACUGACGCCAAUCCCCCACACCCCAGCGCCACCACCUCAAGCGACGGCGACGCCCUCCGGUUCAACGAGUCCGAUCCAGGCUGGCGUUCCUCAGUACGAACCCUAUAACUUCGCAACGGACGCAAACACCCUCACCAGUGGCAACGGCGAACCAUCACGCAAACGCAAGGCGGACGAAGUGGAGCGCAGUCCAUCCGAACCUGAAGCGCGCCAUUCGCUGCCUACGCCCGACUCACAGCGUGUUGCCUUGGCAGGCGAUGACUCUGUGGACGACAACAACACAACCGGUGACCUUAGUGCAGAUCGGCAGGCGUUAUUCGCAAACGAAUCGCUCAUUACAAAGAGGCGCAAGCGCGAGAGACAAUCGUGCGCCUAUCACCUCCUUGGCGUGAGAGAUCCCGAUGCGAGGUCAUGGCCGGCCCCAAACGAUGCUUACUACAACAUCCACCGGAGCUUGUUCGAGUCGGAGCCCAUUAGCAAGUGGCAGGUAUCGUCGCCCUUCGACCCUCCGGCCUCCCUCGAUGCUCCGUCCGAUGCCGGUUAUGACGACGAGUCUGAUGCAAGCUCAGUUGCGUCUGGCUCGUCUGUCAUCGUCGAUAUUCUCCGCCCGUCAGAGCUGGACCGCGUGCCGUUCCUCAGCCGGCUUGUCACACUCGAGCAAGCUGUCACCAAGCUUGUCUCAAAGGUCGCCAAGCUGCGUCCAGAGCUGUUUGCCGGCGCGUCCGAGGAGGAGAAGUACCUUCCGUCGUACAUGUACAAGUGGGUUACAGCUGUUUUGAUUGUGUUCUAACGCACAGGCCUGGACACGAGUGUACUCGCUGCAUCAGCGAUGAGAUCCCUUGCGUCGUAUUCAACGUUCCCGCGCCACCGAUCCAGCAACGAAAGCGACCACCACCGCUACCCACAAUGCUCCCCCUGCCACCAUGCCUCGGCUGCCUGAUGAGCGACGACCCCUGCGAGGCGUGCGUCUACCGCCUCCAGUUCCCUGGCCAGACGAUCCUCACAAAGCUCCACGCGAUCGCGUGGCCCACCAGAGUAGAGCGUAACGACGCUGUCGACGAUUCGCAAAUUUGGUAUAAUCCGGCCGAUGCCGUGGCCGACGAUGAGGACGAGGUCGGCGACGAGGCCUAGAGAAGAAAUUGUUGCAUAUAUUAUCAUCAUUGUUGUAGCCAUAAC
Molecule: messenger RNA, 2263 nt
Organism: Vanrija pseudolonga
Lineage: Eukaryota; Fungi; Basidiomycota; Tremellomycetes; Trichosporonales; Trichosporonaceae
Exons: 2
Coding region: 75-1877 (600 amino acids)
Source: RefSeq, a predicted model, not a curated record